Molecule: messenger RNA, 891 nt
Organism: Trichoderma aggressivum f. europaeum
Lineage: Eukaryota; Fungi; Ascomycota; Sordariomycetes; Hypocreales; Hypocreaceae
Exons: 1
Coding region: 1-891 (296 amino acids)
Molecular function (GO): oxidoreductase activity
Source: RefSeq, a predicted model, not a curated record
AUGGUUACCGUCGCAGUCGCUGGAGGAGGCUCAGCCAUCGCCUCCAACAUCAUCAACGCCAUCCUCGCAACCAAGAAGCACCAACUCGUCAUCCUCUCUCGCUCCCCACGCCCCGAACUCGAAGCCCGAGGCGCCAUCGUCAAAGUCGUCGACUACGACUCCCACGAGCAGCUCACCAACGCUCUCCAAGGCGUCCACACCGUUCUCAGCUGCAUCUGGGCUUACGGCCCGGCCGUAGGCACCUUGCAAAUUGCUCUGCUAGAGGCAGCCAAAGAAGCCAAGGUGAAGCGCUUCGUGCCAUCGGAAUGGUCCAUCCCCGCAUACGACCGAGUCGCCUUUUACAAGGCCAAGGAGUCCGUCUGGGAGGCUGUGAAAAAGUCUGGGUUGGAGUACACGCGCUUCAUCAACGGCAUGUGGAUGAACAUCUGGGCCGCCGGCGCGCCGCGAGACGAAGAGGCUGGCCGGGCUGGAUACAAGGGCCCGUCCUUGAUAGUCGACAUCAACAGCGGCAGCGUCACCAUUCCGGGGGACGGCUCCAAGGUAAUCAGCGUGACGGACAUGCGAGACGUCGGCAAGUACGCCGCCGCGGCGCUGGAUUUCGAAAGGUGGGAUGAGGACAGCGUGAUUGUCGGCGACAAGUUUACCGUCAAUGAGCUCGUUGACAAGGUUGAAAAGAUUACGGGGAAGAAGUUUGACAAGUCGUACAUCUCGCUGGACGCUAUGGAGGCAGUGAUUGCUGGGGACGCGGAUCUGGGGACGCGGAUGAUUCAUGAGUUCCUCAAGAUUAUUGCUCUGGGAGAAUAUGACCUGACGCCUAAUGUCAACCAGAGGGUUCCAGAGGUGAAGCCACUCAAGAUUGAUGAGUUUUUGGCAACGCACUGGGCUGCGUGA